This is a messenger RNA of Sordaria macrospora k-hell, 1251 nucleotides long. RefSeq lists its product as uncharacterized. The record is from RefSeq and is a predicted model, not a curated record. NCBI's taxonomy places the organism in Eukaryota, Fungi, Ascomycota, Sordariomycetes, Sordariales, Sordariaceae.
AUGGGAAAACCUUCACCACGUAUCGGCGUCAGUGAUGAUGCCGUCUCCCUACACUCUCAACCUGGUGAACACUCACUCGCUGCUCCCCUGGACGGAAAUCUGGACACCGAUGCUCCAGAGCUGAACAUCGACGACCUCCCGCCCCUCUACGACGAAAUCAACGCCCUGGGAAGCAGUAGUAGUGCUCCUCUUCUCCCCUCUGGCGGCGGUGCGCCACCCUAUAUCAACCACCCCAACAACAUCCUUCCUCCCGGAGACUGGGUGCAAAACUACAAAAGAGACGAGCCCACCGGCACCGAACUCUACCUUGACCCGCGCCUGGACCGCGACCCCAAGUUCCUUCAAGAGCACAUCGAACUAUGGUCCAAACAACCACCGCGGCCCUUCGUUCGCAUUCACGGCACCCACAAGCGCCGCAAGGACAUAACCGACCCGCAAAACGGGCGUCGUAAGAACGACUCGGAGCGAGUUACGGACUUUGACCUGCACAUCGAGCUCACCCCCUACCUCUACACGGACGUCAUCUCGCAAACCUCUCUGAUGGAGCUGCGCACCGCCGAGAACGACGAAAAGGUCCGUCGCGGCACCAUCCUCCGCAAGCGCGCGCCGGGUACUAGUCGCCAUAUCGAGGUCGGGCUAGCCGAGAAGCCGACGCUGGCGGAGUGGUGUCACCGGUACUGCGCCAGCCAUGCCGGGCUCAAGUGCUUGACGCUGCAGCGGCGUGUGGUCGGGUUCGACGACCAGAAGAUCGUGCAGAAGCUGACGGACAUGGUGCGCGCGACCAACUACCGCGGCAGUCUGGACAUCAGUUUCCCCAAGAAGGACGAGUACGUGCAUGUAUACAACGACUGCAAGACCAACAAGUGGCGGACGACAUGGUGGAUUGUCUGGCUGUGCAUGUUCAGCCUCAUGUUUCUCUUCACGUGGCCGUAUUUGUGGUUCAGGACCAAGAGGUUCGAGACGGUCUUUGCGGAUUGGCACUUUUCGGUCAUGGGCACGGAUGGCCAGAAGAAAUAUGCCAGUAUCAGCGAGGAUCAGUGGUAUAACAUGUGGGGACGGGCGAUCAAUCGCGCCGUGAUGGAGAAGAGGCAGUGUACCCUGGACCAGCAGGAUUUGCUGAACAACCAGGAGGGCCAGCAGGAGAGUUUUGGUCAUCCUGUGGUGGACGGGGCGGCGAGCUUCGUCAGGGCGGGUGUCAAUGCCAUGAACGCGGUGAACCGCUCGCUGGGUUGGGGUUAUGAUGAGUUUUAA